AUGGGCCAGGGGAAUAAAACGCAGACAGGGGUGAAUGAGUUCAUUCUGCUAGGGCUUUCCAGUGACUGGGGGACUCAGGUCUUCCUCUUCGUCUUGAUCGUGGCCAUGUACUUGGUGACUAUUGUGGGAAAUUUCCUCAUUCUUCUUCUAAUCAGGCUGGACAGCAGGCUUCAUACCCCCAUGUAUUUCUUCCUUAGUGUUUUAUCUUUGGUGGACCUUUGUUAUACAAACAGUUUUGCCCCACAAAUGUUGGCCCACCUGCUUUCAGUCCAGAAGUCCAUCCCAUUCAUGAGUUGUGUGCUCCAGCUCUACAUAUCCCUGGCAUUGGGUGGAUCUGAGUUCUUCCUGCUGGGAGCCAUGGCCUAUGACCGCUAUGUGGCCGUGUGCCACCCGCUGCGCUACACAGUCAUCAUGCACGGAGGGCUGUGCCUGGGGCUGGCUGCCGGCUGCUUGGUGGCUGGUUUUGUGAAUUCGCUGAUGGAAACAAUCAUUACCUUCCGGCUUUCCCUGUGUCACAAUGUUAUUAAUCACUUUGCCUGUGAGAUCUUAGCAGUUCUACGGCUAGCCUGUGUGGAUAUCUCCUUCAACAAGGUCAUGGUGGCCAUCUCAGGAUUCCUGCUGAUCAUGCUUCCCUUUUCCCUGGUUCUGUUCUCCUACGGUCGUAUAGUUGCUGCUGUUCUGCACAUUCGUUCUUCUCAGGGACGUAGCAAAGCCUUUGGGACGUGCGCCUCCCACCUCACUGUGGUUUGUAUGUGCUUUGGGGCUACCAUUUUCACCUACCUGAGGCCACGGUCAGCAUCCUCAGUGGAAGAGGAGAAGACGGUUGCUUUAGUCUAUGCUGUGGUGGCUCCUAUGUUGAACCCCUUGAUUUACAGCUUGAGGAAUAAGGAAGUUAUGGCUGCUCUCCAUAAGGUUUUAGAGAAAUUCAGAGGCAGGGGGUAAAGUAAGAACUUCUUGUUAUCUAUC
Messenger RNA from Camelus dromedarius (Arabian camel), 966 nucleotides. Its product is annotated as olfactory receptor-like protein OLF3. The record is from RefSeq and is a predicted model, not a curated record. Gene Ontology annotation, cellular component: plasma membrane. Gene Ontology annotation, biological process: G protein-coupled receptor signaling pathway; detection of chemical stimulus involved in sensory perception of smell. The coding region runs from base 1 to 942 and encodes 313 amino acids. The transcript has a single exon. Gene Ontology annotation, molecular function: olfactory receptor activity; G protein-coupled receptor activity. Lineage: Eukaryota; Metazoa; Chordata; Mammalia; Artiodactyla; Camelidae.